Messenger RNA from Porites lobata, 780 nucleotides. The record is from the annotation of a GenBank genome assembly. Lineage: Eukaryota; Metazoa; Cnidaria; Anthozoa; Scleractinia; Poritidae.
AUGGACGAGAAGGUCACGUCUCGGCCAAGACUGUGCAAUCAGUUAGCACUGAUUUCUGAAUGGGGUUUUCAGAGACUGUUCGACAACUUAAAGACCUUUGAUUAUCAAGCAACUAAUUUGUUGAGCUGCAUGACGUUGGACGUCGAAAAUUGCCACUACACCGUUCACAUGAAGCAGGCUAACAUGUCUGCGAAGGAGUACAGCAGAUCCUUCGGAGUUACGAUGAAAGAAUCCGUCAAGAGAGUGACCCAGUGGGGGGCAUAUUACCACACGAGCAGAAAAUCGUGGUAUCCAAAACCUGAAGAAACGAUUUCAUUUUCAAUAGUACCUACCAUGAAACCCUUACCUGUCGUUGAUUUAUCGCAAGCAGACUGCGAAAUUCUACGAAACGGGGCCUCCUCUUAUGGGGCUGCUGUGCGACAACGGACAGUGCGCCAAGAAACAACAAUGGCAAAGCAUGGUACUCUACCAGAAUUCAUGUACCAGAGAGAGUGUGUCGCAUUAGACAACCCGGUCACCAUCACUUCUGCGCAACAUGAAGGUGCCAAGGCCACCAAAACAGUGGAUGACCAAACAGCAGAAGAUGAUACAGCAGAUGAGGAAUUGGUGGAUGAGUUCGAUCCUAGUAGUGAUGAGGAAAUUGAGGAAACUACUGAUGAAAGUGCUCUAGUUCUUCAAGGAACUCUUCAAGGGGAAAUCGGAAGCGCAGCAAACUUCCUCCUUGGUGCACGAUCUCGAUUUGGCAGAGUUAUUCGAUUUAAUAACCGUUUAUUGUACUGA